AUGCAGCGUUCAAAGCACCCAUUAUUUGUUCGUCUCGAGCAACGCGAUGCCAUUUUUAGAGAUGGAAACCCAGCUUCUCUCUCCUUAGAAUCAGAAAAUGCUGAGGAUUGCAAAGCAUUUGUUUCCCUUUUCCAGGCAUCUCCAGAAAAUCAAUUAACAGAAUUCGUCAAAAACAAAAAUCACGCAGAAAUCUUCACAAAGCUUCUUUCAACACGUUCUGACCCAGCACCACUCAAUCUUCUUUGCGCUUUCAUCGAUAGAUUAUUAGAUCUCGAUUUCAACGCUACAAUCGGAGCACUUAUGGCUAACUCCCAGAAACUCUCUGAGGGCUGCGCUAAAAUUCUCAUUGGCCACACAGCUGAUCACUUGAAUCAAGCAUUCUUAGUUCGUACAAUCCUUCUCCUCCUUGGUACAAUCAUUUCCGAGCGUGAUACAAAGGCCACAACAGAAGCCUUCCAGACAUUCACACGUACAGCCCUUUCCCUCCUCUCAGCCAAGUUAAAUGAAGCCUCAAUCGCCCUCGAAUGUGUCAAGCGUGCUCUCCGCUCAGAGCAGUUCCGCUCCACAUUCAUUUCCGAGAAGGGAACAAAGCUUCUUCUUGAUCUCCUCACACAAGCACAAAAGGCAAGCAACACAGACUCUCUCUACCACAUCCUCUUCUGCAUCUGGGGAAUCUCAUUCUCUGCAGAAGGUGCUGGCCAACUCUCUGAAGGUGACUUUAUCCCAAUCUUGACAAAACUCCUCUCUACAGUUCAGCCAGAACGUGAAGAGCUCGUCCGCCUUCUCACAUUCAUCAUCCAGCAGCUUAACCCAUCAAUUGUUUUCAUCGAGAACGCUUAUGAUUACGAUAUCCUCCGCCUCGUCCGUAACCUUCAGACAAAGCACUACGUCGACCCAGAGCUUACAACAGAGAUCGCUAAGGUCGCUGAUGAUAUGGCCCAGGCCCUUAAGAAGCUCUCUCUUUGGGACAAAUACGUCCGCGAAGUCAAGAGCGGAAAGCUGAAGAACACAAUCUCACACUCAUCAGAACUCUUCUGGAAGGCUAACGUUGAGAGAUUCGGUGAAAAUAACUUCGCAGUUCUUAUUGCUCUCAGAGAUCUUCUUAAAUCUGAUGAUGAAGAGACAGUUACAGUCGCUUGCCACGAUAUCGGUGAAUACGUCCACAGACACCCACUCGGAAGGAUAAAAGUUGAAGAAAUCCAUGCAAAGGAAAUGAUCAUGGAGCUUCUUAUAAACAAGAACCAGAAUAUUGUUUCACAGGCACUGAGGACAACACAGCUCUUGCUCCUCAGAAACAACUAA
Messenger RNA from Trichomonas vaginalis G3, 1302 nucleotides. Its product is annotated as proton-transporting ATPase activity, rotational mechanism. Gene Ontology annotation, cellular component: vacuolar proton-transporting V-type ATPase, V1 domain. Gene Ontology annotation, molecular function: proton-transporting ATPase activity, rotational mechanism. Lineage: Eukaryota; Parabasalia; Trichomonadida; Trichomonadidae. The coding region runs from base 1 to 1302 and encodes 433 amino acids. The record is from RefSeq and is a predicted model, not a curated record. The transcript has a single exon. Gene Ontology annotation, biological process: proton transmembrane transport.